AUGGACCAAAAGACCAUGCCCACACUGAUGGAGUUUGCUGCUAAAAGUCUGCUGAGUAAUGAGCCUGCAGCUAUCCAGGCACUGGAAGUCCUCCCUAAACACCUCUUCAUUCCAUUGUUCAAAACUGCUUUCUUAGGCAGACAGAAGGAGGUGCUAAAGGCAAUGGUCAGAGUUUGGCCCUUUCACUGUCUGCACAUUGGAACACUGAAUAUACAAGAACCACCCUAUGAAAUAUUGGAAGCCAUGGUGGAUGGUUUGCAGUUCAUCCCCGCCCAGAACACUCCUUCAGGGGACCCCAAACUGAGGAUCCUCGAUUUAAGGCAGUCCCAUGACUAUGGAAUAACAUGCUCUUACAGAGCCAAACAGUCUCUCUGUCUCCACUCUUGUGUUUAUUCGGAACACUCCAUCAUUAAAGUAGAAGAAGCCCUGAAUAGAGUUAGGUGCAGUGAAAUGGCUACUCCUGAGUCUGAGCCUGUGUCAGCCUGGAAACCCAUCGAAUUAGUAGUCAACCUUUCUUUCAAUUCUAACUUGAGAACAAAGAGAUUUCUAUAUUUUCUUAAGAGUAAGGUUGAGCAGAGCUUUGGGUCAUUGCACCUCUGCUGCAGAUAUUUGCAAAUCAAUCAAAUUUCUGUGCACACAAGUAGCCUUCAAAUACUGGAUCCAGCAUGCAUUGAUCACCUGGAAGUGAAUCGGGUUCAUCUGAAGACAGUCGUCACCCUUUUACCUCAGUUGAUUCACCUGAACAGCCUUACGCUAACUAGCAUCCCCUUCCAAUCUUGUAAUGGGCCCAACUUUGAGAUUUUUCUCACCUGGCUUGGGAAGCUGGACAUCCUUCAGGAGCUCAGCUUGUCUUUCUUCUACCUGUCAGAUCAACUACACAAACUACUCAGAGUCCUGCAGAGCCCUGUUCAUUUGAAUACACUGAAUCUACCUUUCUGUGAUCUUUCUAACAAAGAUCUCACUGUACUCUCACAAAGUUCUCAAGUAAAUCACUUAAAGCGACUGGAUCUGAGCAACAACCAGAUAAUUGUGGGAGGCUAUGAGCCCUUCCUGACUCUACUGGAGAGGGUGUCUGGCACAUUAGAGUAUCUGGAGAUAAAUAACUGCAAAAUCACUGACUCUUCUCUCUCUGCUAUCCUCCCAGCCCUGGGUCGCUGUUCUCACCUCCGUUUCUUGAGCUUGGCCUACAAUUCCCUCACAAUGUCUGCACUCCAAAACCUUCUACAAAGUUUAACAGCUUUGAUGGAUCUGAAACGUGUAGUUCAUCCUGUCCCUGUCCACUGUUACGAACAAGGUAGUUUCAGAGGCAGUUUGGACCGUCGUAAACUUGCUGCAGUGAAGGCCCAAUUGAACUUGAUGCUACAGACGGCACAGCGGAAUGACAUGUACUGGACCACUUAUCCUGAAUGA
Messenger RNA from Sorex araneus (European shrew), 1410 nucleotides. RefSeq names its product leucine-rich repeat-containing protein 14-like. Gene Ontology annotation, cellular component: cytoplasm. NCBI's taxonomy places the organism in Eukaryota, Metazoa, Chordata, Mammalia, Eulipotyphla, Soricidae. Gene Ontology annotation, biological process: negative regulation of DNA-templated transcription; negative regulation of cell differentiation; negative regulation of apoptotic process. The record is from RefSeq and is a predicted model, not a curated record. Gene Ontology annotation, molecular function: protein binding. Bases 1 to 1410 code for a protein of 469 amino acids. The transcript is spliced from 3 exons.